UCCACAGCCCCGCCCCGAGCCGCUCAGUCACAACCUUUUUCGCUCUGGCUCGGAAAACUCCGCGAACGUUUCCGGGUCACUCGGCGCCGAUACCGCGAGUCAUGUGAUACCAAGAUGGCGGCGUCGCUGUAGCUGUCUUUGGGUUGUGGCGUCCAAGGAGCGGGGACCGUUUCUGCCCUCGGGUCGUGGGGGCGACAGACGCUUGACUGGUCCAUGCGGCAGCCUGUAGCCCACGUUAGGUACCAGGUCAGGCUCGGGGCUGUUGCUGUCACCAGUGGGUUCGGGGAAGUCCCGGUGACCUCGCUGCAGGUGCUCUGCGCCGGCCGCGCUUGCCAGGGGAGGAGGACGGCCGGCCUCCCUGACUUCGGGACCUGCGGAGUUCAUGAGGCCCGGAGGGCCCGGGAGGGGAUACGCCUCCUAGGGGCUGCGGGAGUUUGAGUUCUCGGGUGUGUGAGAGGCAGGCAAGUCCCCCCAAGGGCUCAGCGAAGGCAACGAAGACUUUGCUUCCUCUUGCAGAGGCCUGGCUUCCCCGCGUUGAUUACCCCAGCGUUCUUUCUCACUUCCUCUCAAUGUUCUCUCUGCAUACCUGGAAAUAUGAUCAGCGCCCCUGACGUGGUGGCCUUCACCAAAGAGGACGAGUAUGAGGAGGAGCCCUACAAUGAGCCGGCCCUGCCAGAAGAGUACUCGGUGCCGCUCUUCCCCUUCACAAGCCAGGGAGCUAACCCAUGGUCCAAACUGUCCGGAGCCAAGUUCUCUCGGGACUUCAUCCUCAUUUCCGAGUUCUCGGAGCAGGUGGGACCCCAGCCCUUGCUGACUAUCCCCAAUGAUACCAAAGUUUUCGGUACUUUUGAUCUCAAUUACUUCUCCUUACGGAUCAUGUCUGUGGAUUACCAGGCUUCCUUCGUGGGCCAUCCUCCUGGUUCUGCCUAUCCCAAGCUGAACUUCGUGGAGGACUCCAAGGUGGUGCUGGGAGACUCCAAAGAGGGAGCCUUUGCUUACGUGCACCACCUCACGCUGUAUGACCUGGAGGCCCGUGGCUUUGUGAGGCCCUUUUGCAUGGCGUAUAUCUCAGCAGACCAGCACAAAAUCAUGCAGCAGUUCCAGGAGCUGUCAGCUGAAUUUUCCAAAGCUUCAGAGUACUUGAAGUCGGGCAACAGGAAGGCCUUUGCUGUGGAACUUGAGAAAAAGCUGAAAGACUUGGAUUACACUAGGACAGUGCUGCACACUGAAACGGAGGUCCAGAAGAAAGCCAAUGACAAGGGCUUUUACUCAUCUCAGGCAAUCGAGAAAGCCAAUGAACUGGCUAGUGUAGAGAAAUCCAUCAUUGAACAUCAAGACCUCCUGAAGCAGAUCCGCUCAUACCCUCAUCGGAAGUUGAAGGGGUCUGAUUUGUGUUCCGGGGAGGUGGACCAUGCUCAGGAUCAGCCUGACCAGGCAUCCACUACUUCUAACCUUGAUGAGUAUGCUGACACAGACCUUUACACCUGCAGACCUGCCUACAUCCCAAAACUCAUCAAAGCAAAGUCCACCAAGUGUUUUGACAAGAAGUUGAAGACCUUGGAAGAGCUCUGUGACACUGAGUAUUUCACCAAGACCCUGGCUCAGCUCAGCCACAUUGAGCACAUGUUCAGAGGAGACCUGUGCUAUCUCUUGACUAGCCAGAUUGACAGAGCACUACUAAGGCAACAGCACAUAACAAACUUUCUCUUUGAAGACUUUGCAGAUGAUGAUAGGAUGGUAGAGAAACAAGAAAGCAUACCCUCUAAGCCCAGUCAAGACAGGCCACCUUCCAGAUCUCUAGAAGAAUGCCCGAUUCCUCAAGUAUUAAUUAGUGUUGGCUCUUACAAGUCCAGUGUGGAAUCUGUGGUGAUCAAGAUGGAGCAGGAGUUUGGCGGUGAGGACUGUAAGGAAGUGGAGGUGGCAGAAAUGAGCAGUUUUGAUCUCCAGGGGAACUUAGACUACUUGGAUAUGGAUAUGAAAGGGAGUGUCAGCAGUGGUGAAAGCAUUGAGGUUCUGGGCACGGAGAAGUCCACCACUGUGCUGUCGAAGUCCGACAGUCAGGCCAGCCUCAUGGUGCCACUGAGCCCCCAGGUGAUCCGGAGCAAAGCAGCCAGCCAUAGGACCAUCAGCGAGGACAGUAUUGAAGUCCUCAGCACCUGCCCCUCUGAGGCCCUCAUCCCUGAUGACUUUAAGGCCAGCUACCCAAGUGCUAUUAAUGAAGAAGAAUUGUAUGCAGAUGACAAUGAGGGAGCCAUCCACUUCCAGGCAAGCAUCAGCCUGACCAAGCUGGGGGAGCCAGAGGAGGGCAGUUUAGAAAACACUUCGUCACAAGCAGACUCCUGCUGCACUGGGAAGGAGAGCGACAGUCUGCUGGUGCCACUCACCACUCCAGUCCACGCACUCUCUGACGGGGAUGGAGUAGUGAGCGUCCCACCACAACGCUACAGGCAGAAGGACCCGGGGUUCUGUGUGGACUUUGCAGUGGAAAACGCCAGCCCUUCUUCCCGAGACAACAGUUCUGAAGGCUUCCUUGCCUAUGAGCUGGACCCAGGCCAGCUGCUGGCUAGCAGGGAUAUCAGUAAGAUCAGCCUGGACAACUACUCGGACACCACCAGCUAUGUGAGCAGUGUAGCCUCCACCAGCUUGGACAGGACUCCCUCAUCUGCUCAACUCACUGGCCCCUCUUUUGAGAGGCAUAAAAAGAGGGCCGGACAGAAUGCCUUAAAAUUCAUCCGCCAGUACCCCUUUGCCCACCCAGCCAUCUACUCCCUGCUCAGUGGGAGGACGCUUGUGGUCCUGGGGGAGGACGAGGCCAUAGUCAGGAAGCUUGUGACAGCAUUGUCCAUCUUCGUCCCCAACUACAGCUGCUAUGCCAAACCCGUGAAGCACUGGGCCUCCUCCCCCUUGCACAUUACGGAUUUUCAGAAGUGGAAGCUUAUUGGCCUGCAGAGAGUGGCAUCCCCUGCCAGUGCCAGCACCCUGCACGUUCUGAGCCGCUACAGCCGCUACGCAAGCAUCCUGGACCUGGACAGCAAAACCCUCCGCUGCCCCCUUUACAGAGGCACCCUGGUGCCCCGGCUGGCAGACCACCGUACUCAAAUCAAGCGGGGCAGCACCUACUACCUGCACGUCCAGAGCAUGCUCACCCAGCUCUGCUCCAAGGCCUUCCUCUACACCUUCUGCCACCACCUGCACCUGCCUGCCCACAGCAAAGAGGUAGAGGGGUUGGUUGCCAGCCGGCAGGCCAGCUUUCUGAAGCUGAAUCUGGGGCUAGUGAAUGAAGAUGCCAAGGUGGUCCAGUACCUGGCUGAGCUGCUGAAGCUGCACUAUAUGCAGGAGUCUCCCGGGACCAGCCAGCCCAUGCUCAGGUUUGACUAUGUCCCCAGUUUUUUGUACAAAAUCUGAGGUCAGAUCCUGCCACUGUGACUCGGGGCACAGGGAAGAGAAGGGUGGACAUGACAUUGCCAAGCAGUCCUCGGAGUGGUUUAGACUUCUGGUGUCAAGUGGGAAGGAAACCAAGGUGGCUCGGGCAACUUGCAAGUGGGACUUGGCCAGGAGGAGCCUGGCUCUCGGAAAGCACCCAGGACAGUAACAGCUCUCGUCUCCCUGGUAAGGCAGGACCUGGAGGGAACGCUGGCUUCCCAAGGACUGGUCGCCAGGGCAGAGGAAAGCCUCGGAGGGGUCGGGUGAGGGGCAGGAAGGCAAAGCCAUGAUGGGAAGAACAUGUGGCCACGCUCAUCCUCACUGAACACUUGAGUGGCAAAAUCAAGUGAAACAACUUGUUAACUGGAAUGAUUUUGUGGAAAACAAGAGGGUGGAAUAUCCAUUGUCUCAUUCAAAUCCCAACUGAGUGGCCUCCUAGGGCCUGUCAUCCUGGGGAGGCCCUGAGCGAGGGGGGGGAGAAGGCUCUGCCCCGCUGGGAGGUGGCGAGUGUCAGCCCAGCGCUGCAGGGAGAGCGAGCAGCUCCCUGUCCCACCCUCACUCUCACCCUGCACAUCGCUCCCUCAGGCCAGCAGAGGGAGUGGUGUCCCUGGUCCCCAGUUGUCAGUGGGAACUGCUCUUUGAGGUGGAGGGUCCAUGAAGGCUCGCUGGGGUCUGACCCAGCAGUAUUUUUGGCCAGAGUAAGCCAGCGCUGUUCUCUCACCCAAAGCAAGCCCUCGCAACCACUUCACUACCUCUCGCGGGGGCUCAGCACGGGGCAGCAGAGUUCUGUGCAACUGGCUGGUGUGGGCGGCAGCCCAGAUGGUUUGAUUCGGGGCCAGGACUUCCUCCAGGAAAGAGGACAGCUGUCUGUGCGGCUGUCUCCAUGGACCUGCCUGCCUUGGCACUUCUCGGCAGCUCUUCUGCCCAUGACUCUCCCACCUUCUCGGGAGAUGUGCCCAAGUCCACCCACCACAACCUCCCUGAGCUGCUUUCAGUUCCCACUUGCUUCUUCCAGUUUAUGUAGGUGGAGGGUUUCUUGCAACCUUGAGAAUUUUAUACCUUUUUUUUUUUUUUAAAGCUGUUUCCCCCCUAAAUAGGGAGAACUCUGGUAUUAGUGCUUUUUAAUUUGUUCCCACAAAGUUGUGAUAAAACCACCUUGAGCCAGUGACAAGUGGUGCUCCUGGGCACGUGUGCGAAUCUGGGGGCCGUGCCCGUGUGCCGAGACCUGGUCUGCCUGCCACCUGUGGGGCACACCAUUGGAGUCCCGGAGAGGCAGAGACUGUGACUAAGGAGGGUUUGCGUCCAUCACUCCUUCAGUCCUUCCCCGCCCAGGCCCUCUGCCCAGGAUGCGGCCCACUGGCUCCCACCAGCAGUUUCUGGUCAGAGUCCCCACUCCUGUCAGGCGGGGCUUCCUCAGAAAAGAGGAAGGCUUCUCGUGUGGCUGGCUGUGGACGUGAUUUUGCUCCUGAGGCUGUGACUGAGCACUUUGGUGGUGAGCGGUGUGCUUACACUGGUUGGUUUCCUUGUGCCUCUGGCUCUCCAGGAGCUGCGGUGGCUCUGACGGGUGAGGUGUUGGCAGCGGGAAGGCUGCACAGGAAGCCUCUUCUCUCCGGGAGCUCCCUGCCUGUUAUCUCCCUCUCCCGUGUUCCUUUGUUUUUUGCUUUGUUUUCUCACUGGGUGGAAUUGCUGUCUGCUUAGGCCUCCAGGAACACGAGCUGGUGCAUUGUGUCUCCGGGAAAGAAAGGUCUGUGGGUCCCAGUGACAAGAUGGGAAGUGAGCACUGGCACCAGCACACUGACACGGACUGUGGUUACCGCUGCUCUGCGGAAGCUGAUGCAGGCAGGUGGAACUUGGUCUUCCAGAAGCCGACAGCCACGUCUGCCACAGACGUCCGCUUUGGGGGCUGUUUGCCCAGAAGCUUGGCCUCAGGGACAGCCCUGAAGGCCCUGAGGACUCGGGCGAGGCCAGGGCUGUCAACAGGACAGGCUGCUCCACAGCGCGGGCGAGCCCAGGGCAGCGCACUGGGAUUGGUUCUGCAGGAGAAGCGCCUUGGCCUCACUGAGCAGAGGGUGAACUCCAGGAUUUAAAUUUGGGUUAAAAUUUAACUUUUCAGGGUGACGGUUUCAAAGGAUUGCCUGAAGCCCCGUGUGUUUCUUUUCAAAGGGAUGAAAGUGGCACAUGGGCUGGGCAGUUUGGGCAGAGGCAGUUGAGGCUGAACUGGGGCCUACCAGAUGCAGCGAUAAGUGGUAACGAGGGGAGCCCUAUGCGACAGACUGGUCAUUUCUCCCAAGAAUUGGGAUUGAUGCUGUCCUGUAGGAUAGGCCAGUGUCAAUGAGACAUCUACAAACACUUCCCAAUCAAGGACAUCAGUGCCCCUUAUUCAUUCUUUAGUCCCCUGAAGGCAGGCCCUGAAAUGGGGUUUUCUUCACUUCCUGUACCUGCCUCCCUCCCCUUGGUCCACGCAGUGCCGGUAACAGCUGCCUGGGCUGCAGGCACGUAGUGACCUCCAGGAGCUGUUAGAGCACAGCAGAGCCGUCAGGGCGCCAGCCUGAGCUGCUACCUCCUGCCUUCCCCAGGGACCUUGCUCCUUUAGUGGGAUCUUUGAAGUUUGGAAAUUGUGACUUUUCCAUGAUUGACUGCAAUGGCUGACGUUAUACACAUUACACCAGAUUUGGAAAUGGGCAUGGCAGCUCACCUGUCAUUUACCAUUUAGCUUUUAACUUUAUUUCAGGUUAUUAUUAUAUUCGAAGUAUAUAGACUUCAACCCCCCACAAACAACAAAUCCCAUUUCAAAAUCCAGGGAAGGCCGAGUUUCUACCCCAAAUGCCAGGCCUGUUUCGGUUCAGUAACGUGUCUGGAGGCCAAGAGUGGUCUUGAAGACCUUGCAUUGCACUGGUCACCGCAUGUCCCUCCCUGGCCCGACGCUGCAGGCCAGGUGCUGCGCCGCCAUCUCUGCACAGGUGGUGGCACUCAGAGGCACUGACUCCCCAAGCUGGCAAUCAGAUGCUUCCUCCCAUUUCAGAAGAAUGUUUUGGUUCAUGCCUUGAAUCAAGCCAGCCAGCUUUCUGAUUUUUCUCCAAUACCGUUAAAAUGAAAAAAGAAAAAAAAAAUCUGGAAUUGUUAGAAGAGAUAAGGAAAAAGCAUCAAGUUUCGGCUUCUGGCUAGGAACAAAAAUGGGCUCAGCGGAUGUGGCUGGAGCACACCAGGUCUCCUGAGCCCUCCCUGUGAGCUCUGACCUGACAUGGCCUCAUUAGUAAGGUGGUCACACACGUGGGAAGAGGACGCAGGAGAGGGGACGGGCACUUGCAGUGACUCAGCUGCUGGUGGGAAGUCCUGGCUGCGGGGCUACCGAGGGUCUUGGAGGCGUCCCUUCGUCUCCAGCUGGGAGGAGAGAGCCCUAAAGCAAGCCUCUGAGCGGCGUAAAGCUCCCGAUGGAGGCACAGACGAGGGCACUGCGUGCACUCACAGAGGCUGCGCCGCUGUCCCCACUGCACCGGAGCAACCCCAACACACCGGACACCGGCCCCGGGGCCUUCCAGCGGGGCCUCGGGCCUGGGCACCGGCGGCCCGGCGCUGCGGCAGCACACGCCGGCCCAGAGGCCGCCUGGAAGGCUGCAGUGACGAGCAUUGUCUGAGAUCUCGUUUGUUAUUUUUGAGUAUUUUAUUUCCGCAUGUUCUGUCCACGUCUGUGAAUGGUGGGAGUCUGACCAGCACGCGAGCUACAGUCGUCACAGUGGCAAGAGUAUGACCGAGACCCGGGGGACAGCCGCCCCCAGGCACGGCUGCGCCCGAGUUCCACCAGAGUAAAUGCCAAACAAACAGUACGAGAAGUGUACUGUUUAAGAAAUUAAUUUAUUUUGAGUUAUUUUUUGAAAUAUAAAAAUUGGUUGUAUUUUUUAAAGCUGUAAUUCUUGUAGACAUUCUGUGGUUAAAAAUUUGACUGUGCUUAUUAAAAAUGGUCAUUUAUGUUUUGCACUCAGCUUUGUGAAAAAUAAAGUUUCUUUGGGAAGGUGA
Molecule: messenger RNA, 7437 nt
Organism: Pipistrellus kuhlii (Kuhl's pipistrelle)
Lineage: Eukaryota; Metazoa; Chordata; Mammalia; Chiroptera; Vespertilionidae
Gene: SMCR8
Product: SMCR8-C9orf72 complex subunit
Exons: 2
Coding region: 595-3405 (936 amino acids)
Cellular component (GO): guanyl-nucleotide exchange factor complex
Molecular function (GO): GTPase activator activity
Source: RefSeq, a predicted model, not a curated record